UCAAUAGAUACAAUAAAUACAUGAAAAGAUAUAUUGUUUUUAGUGUUUUUGUAAUACUUUAUCAAUAUAUAAACAAACUCUGAUUACAUUUAGGUCACUGUAUUUGAGGUUUAUGGAUAGUUCUAAACAAUUCGUAGCCUUCUUACAUUGUAGUUUUUCCAACAAAGCCAAUCAAAAUAGCAUGCUUAUUGCAUUCAGAUAAACCACAAAUAGGUAAUACAUUAGCUAUUCUCCAGUGCGCUGCUUGGAGAAUCCAAGCAUGGGUUGACUUCCAUCCUAUUGCCAGAGACUGAGUUGCUAGAACUUUCUUGGCCACGCCUCCUCUGCUCGGCUGAGCUCCAGUUUUCCAACUCAGUCCAGCCAAGAGACGUGGAAAAGUUUGCUCCAGUAAUUCAGCUCUAAGCAAGGAUCACACUUGGAUUCUUCAAAAUAAGAGUCUAGUCAGGGGAGCAGGCAGAGGAAGAUUUCAGUUGUUUCAGGGCUUUUACUCACCAAAUUCAAUCUGCACGUUGCGGGUGAGUGUGCUGGUCGCCCCUGGCAAGACCGCCACUGCCCAGAAGACCUUGGAUUGGAGGCAGCAAAUCUGGGGCCAACUCUUUCUUCGGAGAUCCCCCCGUGAGUGCAGAAGCCGGCUCCUCCACCAUUAUCGCUGCUGGUGAGUGAGUGAGCUGGUUUACCGGUCCACCGGCACAACUGCCACCACCCUUUUCAAUCUCCAGUCUUGGGGGGCGGCUCCAGGGUCACUGUCCGGCUCGUGCAGUCAUACUCUGAAGUUUUCAGUUUUGAUUUGGCCGCGCAGCCCUGGGAGAGCCGGAAUCGCCAUUCUCACGUCAUUUUGAAUCAGCUGUGAGGCACGGUUUGGAGUGAGGCGCAGUGGCGCUACCCCUUUUGCGCUCAGGAACAUAUCUGGUUGCUUGCUGGCUUUGCUUCUGCAAACAGUGCUAGGAGAUCAGGGCAUUCUAUCUUGCACCAGUUUUUGGGUGCAGCUGGGGAGUGCGGCCGGAUUUGCAGUGCUCCAUCGGAGCCCCCAGUGGGAAUGACGGGAGGCUUUACAGUGUAGACCCAGAUCUUGAGGAGCUCCUCCAAUUACCAACAAUGGAUGCUCCGGUGGCAACUCUUACAUCAUUGGCCAUCUUGCCCGCUGACAUUGCUGAGAGAUUAAAGGCAGAGGAUAAGAAAGUGGAAUUGGUCCUCCGCAAGACGCAUCAGGCGGCUGCCUGGCCAAUCAGAUCAGCAACAGCAGCUUCCUUCUUUAAUCAAGCUUCCUUGAUCUGGCUUUGCCAGAUGCAAGCUAGGCUUCCUCCUGAAGAAACCAGGCUGCAUCAGGAUGUUAACAAAUUGAUGGCAGCUACUAAGUUUUCGGCCGAUGCUACGCUCAACGCGGCUAAAUUUGCUCUAGAGCUCUGGCUUCUGUUACAUUGCGUCGCCUGCUUUGGCUCUGCCACUGGCAGGGAGACAUGCACUCCAAAUGGAGGUUGGCUUCAGCUCCCUACAAAGGAGCCAAUGUAUUUGGGGAGGCAUUAGAUCCUAUCCUUAUAGUGAAUAAGGACAAAAGGAAGAUCAUGCUCUACAUGACCAGGAGAGCGGACCGUAGGCCUUCGCCUUGUUACCAAAGGCAGCCAUUUCGAUCGGCCGACUCUGGUCCUAGCACCCCACAGUUUCAGUGGUCCUAUUCCCAGGGACACGAAAGGUUUCCAGAUAGAUCUACCUAUCGUGACGGGGAGAAGGCAACUUCCGGCCAAGCAGCCCUUUCGAGGGUCCAGCAGUAGGCCAUUUUGUCAAGGAAAAUGACUACCAUUCCAACCUCCCCAUUGGUGAUUGACUGCAAUUUUUUACAUGCCAAUGGGAAAGGACCGCAACAGACACAUGGGUCCUACAGACAGUGCGACUGGGACUCGCAGUGGAAUUCCUCUCCAACCCUCCAAACCGCUUCAUCCAUUGUCCAGUCUCCAUGAACAUUGCAAAAAGAAACUUGAUGGAAGCCGAGAUCCAACAUUUGUUAGAUAUCCACGGCAUUGAACCGGUUCCCAAAGGUCAGGAGGGACUGGGGUUUUAUUCCAUCCUCUUCCUCAUGAAGAAGGGUUUGGGGGGCUGGAGAGGUAUUUUAGAUUUCAAAAAGCUCAACGCUUAUGUGGUGUACAAACGCUUCAAGAUGCAGUCCCUUCAAUCCAUCUUGGGCUGCAAUAGAGAAGGCGACCUGUUAACAUCGAUAGACCUCAAGGAAGCCUACCUACAUGUCCCCAUUCGUCCUUCCCAUCUAAGGUUCCUGCGGUUCUCAUACACAGGACAUUACUUUCAAUACCGGGCCCUGCCAUUUGGUCUGUCGUCGGCCCCCAGGACCUUCACGAAGUUGUUGGCAGCGGUGGCAGGAAACAUCAGAGCACUUCCAGUAAGGUUACAGUGCUAUCUAAUUGACAUUUUGAGAGUCAAUCUCACUAUCUCGAGUUGAACAGCAUCUCCAGACCGUAAUACGGACUCUUCAAGACCACAGAUUUUCUGUAAAUACAGAAAAGAGCCAUCUGGUUCCCACCACCCACCUUCUACAUUUGGGCACAGUGAUAGACUCCAAAUCAUGCGAAAUAUACCUUUCUCCGGAUCGCCAGGAAAGUAUAAAGUCCUUAGUGGACCGGAUCCGGUGUCUACGGUCAGUAUCUUUGGAUCUCCUCUCACAGCUCCUGGGGAGGAUGAUCUCUUGCAUAACGAUCGUGCCAUGGGCACCACUGCAUGCCAGGAUGCUCCAGUGGUUUCUUCUGCCCCAUCAGAGGGCCGGAAACAGCCACUGAAGAUCCUCCGCUCCUUCCACUGAUGGACAUCAUGAGCCAUAAGGAAGGGAUGCGCCUUCAAGGAGCCCCAACGCAUCACUCUUAACAUCAGACACAACCCUCUUUGGCUGGGGCGCCAAUCCCAGGUGGUCCAGGGACGGUGGUCUCUGGCAGACCUCAAGAACAAUAUAAAUUGGCUAGAGCUCCGGGCAGUCCACCUGGUCCUACGUCAUUUCCAGGAAGCAGUGGCAGGACACCAUGUUCUAAUCUUAACAGACAAUGUGGCCGCCAAGGCUCACAUAAAUCAGGAGGGGGGCACACACUCCAAAUCUCUCACGACAGAGACGGAGAAGUUAGGGCUCUGGGCGGAGAGACACACGCUGUCCAUCAGAGCAGAGCGUAUAUCUGGGAUAACAAAUAUACAGGCAGAUUGGUUGAGCAGGACGACAAUAGACCAAUCAGAGUGGUGCCUGCAUACGGAUCUCUUCAACAAACUGUGUGAGAGAUUAGGCCACCCGAUAGUGGAUUUAUUUGCUCACUCGAUGAACACCCGGUUGCCGUGGUUCUUUUCCAGGUUCGCAACACCAGAGGUGGAAGGGGUCAAUGUUCUCUGCAGUCCUUGGCCUCAGGAUCUGCUCUACGUUUUCCUCCAAUUCCCCUCAUCCCAAGGGUCAUCAGGAAGGUGUUAGAGGAAAAGGCGGAGAUUCUUUUUCUCACCCCACAUUGCCCCAGACUCCCCUGGUAUGCCGAUCUGGUCAGCCUCUCAGUCUCCCGUCCCUGGAGAAUUCCCCGGGACAAGAUUUCCCUCAACCAGGGGGUCGUGGUCCAUCCGGAGCCUCAGUGGCUCCAGUUGACCAUCUGGCACUUGAGAGGAACCUCCUGAGGAGAGACAAGCUCUCUGGGAAAGUGAUUCAGACCAUCCAGGCUUCCAGACGGCCCUCAACAAAUAGGAUUUACAAUGCAACUUGGUCAGCUUUCUGUCAAUGGUGUUCUAAGGGACACAUUGACCUAUUAGUGGCAUCGGUCCCAGAGAUACUGGACCUUCUGCAAAUCGGAUUGGACAGGGGUCUGUUUCCCAACACCCUUAGGAGACAGGUGGCAGCUUUGUCCACAGUAUUGACCUGUGAGAAUCUGCAACCCCUCACUCACCAUCCAAGGAUCGGCAGCUUUCUCAAAGGGGUUGCUAACCUGAAGCCUCCGGUGGUGCAUCGUUAUCCCACGUGGGACCUGGCCUUAGUGCUCCAGGCACUUACUUCCACACCAUUUGAGUCGUUGAGGACCUCUAGCCUCUGGUACUUGACCCUUAAGGUCGCCUUCUUCGUGGCCAUAACUUCAGCCAGGAGGAUCUCAGAAUUAGCGGCCUUAUCAGUACAUGAGGAUCUUUGUAUUUUCCAUUCAGACAGGUUGGUUCUGCGUUUAAAUCCCUCCUUUCUGCCCAAGAUGAACUGGUUCCAUAGGGCCCAGGAGAUCAUUUUGCCCGAUUUUUGUCUGGGACCUAAUCAUCCCUUAGAAGAAUGAUGGCACACAUUGGACAUCAGGAGGGCUCUUCACAGAUACAUCAAAAGAACUGCAUUUUUCAAUGUUCAAAUCAAAUAUCUUUAUUAUGUUCUUUGACCAUCCUUUACAAUUUAAAAAAUACACUAAAAGAAAGAAUGGUUUAAUAGAACAAUCAGUUGUUAGGGAAGGGGAAAAACAAUGGGAUAAUAAAACAGCAUGUCUUAUUUAAAAAAAACUGCAGUUAUGUGACUUGGUGAAAAAAUGGCCACCUAAUGAGUUAGUGUUCCUUAAAAAAUAAUAAUCAUAAAAUUUAUCUGUAUGGCCCACACAUUUAUAAAUGAUUGGUGUAAUCAAAGCAAGUCUUGAGGCAUUGUGCAAGGGGCACCGUAUGAGAAGUAGCUGGGAGUUUCUGCUUCCCUAGAACUACAAAGGCAAAGUCUCUGUGAAUAAGGGUCCUGGGAAUUCUUCCCUCCAGUAGGGCUCAUGGAAAGGCAUCAAAACGUGCAUGUUCUAAAAAAGGCACAUCUGUGAGCCGCAGUGGCGCAGUGAUUAGAAUGCAGUACUGCAGGCUACUUCUGCUGAUCACUGGCUGCCAGCAGUUUGGCAGUUCGGGUCUCACCGGGCUCAAGGUUGACUUAGCCUUCCAUCCUUCCGAGGUGGGUAAAAUGAGGACCCAGAUUGUUGGGGGCAAUAUGCUGACUCUGUAAAGCAGUGUGAAGCGGUAUAUAAGUCUAAGUGCUAUUGCUAUUUGCUUUACUUUCACAGUGAUAUCAUUUUAUUGAUGUGUCUCUAAUUCACACUUUUACUAUUGAUUUGGCCUUCUCCAAAUCAGGGUUAAUUGCUCUACAUAUUCAGGAGAGAGGCCAAGACAGCAGAGUUCUAUGCAGGUACAGUGCCAAUGGAAUUGGUAAUUGUCUGACAGCAAAGGCAUCAGGCCUAUAGGCUCAAACAUGAUUCUAAGACCUGAGGUAAGGAUCCUGGUCCAGGCUUGAGCCUUAAUACUUGGCACAUUGGCUUCAAGCCUCGGUACUUCAUUGGGAUGCAUUUUGGGGUGCCAAACAAGAUCUUGAGAAAAUUUGAUUGGACGGCUUCAUAAGCCUUCAAGUUUAUGUAUGGCCCAAAUUGUAUACCAUAUAAUAGUUGGGCAGCUGUUUUAGCGGUAAACUGUAACUGCUGCUGGGAUAUAAUUUGCCCCUUGUUGUCUAUGAACUGUAAUUAUUGCUUGUAUGCUCUUUUGGGCAGUAGAAGAGAGAUAAUUUGCACCUGGACAGUUAAUUUUCUUGAGGCCUAUGCCCAAGUGUUUAAAACGGGGGUGUCAAACCCAAUUGCAUCAUGGGCUGUAUUGUGACGUAUCAUAAUGUUUUUUGCCUUUGUGGAGCUGGGCUGGCCCAAGGGCUACCAGUUUGACAGGCCUGAUUUAAAGCAUUAGGCAAAUACUAUGCCCAAGUGUUUAAAGCAUUUCACCUUUAUCUGGAGGAUCUGCUCAGGGUGUCCCAAAG
Molecule: messenger RNA, 5758 nt
Organism: Pantherophis guttatus
Lineage: Eukaryota; Metazoa; Chordata; Lepidosauria; Squamata; Colubridae
Source: RefSeq, a predicted model, not a curated record